UCGAGGAAGCGGGCACGAUGGCCGCUCUCCUGCUGCUACCCCUGCUGCUGCUGCCGCUGCUGCUGCUAAAGCUGCGCCUAUGGCCGCAGUUGCGCUGGCUCGCGGCAGACUUGGCCUUCUCGGUGCGCGCCCUACGCUGCAAACGGGCCCUUCGAGCGCGCGCCCUGGCCGCGGCUGCCGCCGACCCGGAAGGUCCCGAGGGGGGCUGCAGCCUGGCCUGGCGCCUCGCGCAGCUGGCCCGGCAGCGCCCCGCGCACACCUUUCUCAUUCACGGCGCGCAACGCUUUAGCUACGCGGAGGCCGAGCGCCAAAGCAACCGGGCUGCGCGCGCCUUCCUGCGCGCGCGAGGCUGGGACGGGGGAUCCGGCGGCGGCGACAACGGGGCGGGGGGCGCCGGGGAAGGCGAGCGGGCGGUGCACGGCGUACGAGACGCGGCGGCCGGAAGCGGAGCGGCGCGGCCCGUGCGGGAAGGGGAUGGCGCGGCCCCUCUGGCACCUGGGGCCACCGUGGCGCUGUUGCUCCCCGCCUGCCCAGAGUUCCUGUGGCUCUGGUUCGGGCUGGCCAAGGCCGGCCUGCGUGUGGCCUUUGUGCCCACCGCUCUGCGCCGGGGUCCCCUACUGCACUGUCUCCGCAGCUGCGGCGCCCGCGCGCUCGUGCUGGCGCCAGAGUUCCUGGAGUCCCUGGAGCCUGACCUGCCGGCCCUGAGAGCCAUGGGGCUCCACCUGUGGGCUGCGGGCUCUGAAACCCAUCUUGCUGGAAUCACCGAUUUUCUGGCUGAGGCCUCCGCUGAAGUGGAUGGGCCAGUGCCCGGGUACCUGUCUGCCCCCCAGAACAUAAUGGACACGUGCCUGUAUAUCUUCACCUCUGGCACCACAGGCCUCCCCAAGGCUGCUCGGAUCAGUCAUCUGAAGGUCCUGCAAUGCCAAGGAUUCUACCAGCUGUGUGGCGCCCACCAGGAGGAUGUGAUCUACCUCGCCCUCCCACUCUACCACAUGUCUGGCUCCCUGUUGGGCAUCGUGGGAUGCUUGGGCAUUGGGGCCACAGUGGUGCUGAAGUCCAAGUUCUCAGCUGGUCAGUUCUGGGAGGACUGCCAGCAGCACGGGGUGACGGUGUUCCAGUACAUUGGGGAAUUAUGCCGAUACCUUGUCAACCAGCCCCCGAACAAGGCAGAACAUGGACAUAAGGUCCGGCUGGUGGUGGGCAGCGGGCUGCGACCGGACACCUGGGAGCGCUUUGUGCGGCGCUUCGGGCCCCUGCAGGUGCUGGAGACGUAUGGACUGACAGAGGGCAACGUGGCCACUUUCAACUACACAGGACAGCGGGGUGCUGUGGGGCGCGCCUCCUGGCUUUACAAGCAUGUCUUCCCCUUCUCUUUGAUUCGCUAUGAUGUCACCACAGGGGAGCCGAUUCGGAACACCCAGGGGCUCUGUGUGGCCACAUCUCCAGGUGAGCCAGGGCUGCUGGUGGCCCCCGUGAACCAGCAGUCACCAUUCCUGGGCUAUGCUGGGGGGCCAGAGCUGGCCCGGGGAAAGCUACUGAAGGAUGUCUUCCAGCCAGGGGAUGUUUUCUUCAACACUGGGGACCUGUUGGUUUGUGAUGACCAAGGCUUUCUUCGCUUCCACGAUCGUACUGGAGACACCUUCAGGUGGAAGGGGGAGAAUGUGGCCACGACCGAGGUGGCUGAGGCCUUGGAGGCCCUGGAUUUUCUUCAGGAGGUGAACGUCUACGGAGUCACUGUGCCAGGGCACGAAGGCAGAGCUGGGAUGGCAGCCCUGGUUCUGCGUCCCCCUCACUCUUUGGACCUUGUGCAGCUCUACGUCUGUGUUUCUGAGAACUUGCCACCUUAUGCCCGGCCUCGAUUCCUAAGGCUUCAGGAGUCACUGGCCACCACAGAGACCUUCAAGCAGCAGAAGGUUCGGAUGGCAAAGGAGGGCUUUGACCCAAGCGCACUGUCCGAUCCCCUCUACAUUCUGGACCAGGCUGGGGGCGCCUACCUGCCCCUCACACCUGCCCGGUACAGUGCCCUCCUGGCCGGGGACCUUCGCAUCUGAGAGCCUCCACACCAGUGUGCCUGAGGGAGGGACUUUGUGGGGUGGGGUUAUUGCAGGUGGAUCAGCUGCUGUCAGGGAUCUCUUCU
Mesoplodon densirostris (Blainville's beaked whale) is the source of this 2137-nucleotide messenger RNA. It is a transcript of the gene SLC27A3, whose product is annotated as solute carrier family 27 member 3. The record is from RefSeq and is a predicted model, not a curated record. Lineage: Eukaryota; Metazoa; Chordata; Mammalia; Artiodactyla; Ziphiidae. Gene Ontology annotation, cellular component: endoplasmic reticulum; mitochondrion. Gene Ontology annotation, molecular function: long-chain fatty acid-CoA ligase activity; long-chain fatty acid transmembrane transporter activity. The transcript is spliced from 10 exons. Bases 18 to 2051 code for a protein of 677 amino acids.